This is a messenger RNA of Hypoxylon trugodes, 1005 nucleotides long. RefSeq lists its product as uncharacterized. Lineage: Eukaryota; Fungi; Ascomycota; Sordariomycetes; Xylariales; Hypoxylaceae. The transcript has 3 exons. Bases 1 to 1005 code for a protein of 334 amino acids. The record is from RefSeq and is a predicted model, not a curated record.
AUGGGAGAUGGCUUGACAUCGAAAAUCUCGCUAUCUGUCUGGAUAUUAUGGCUAGUACUAACGUUUGGGCUCUCAAAUCGCGGGACAUCCGUCUGUGUACGUGACGAGGCAUGGUCGAAGGUUGAAGUUAUCCAAACCGUCACGGCCGCCUCCAGUCUUGCGCUUGGUGACAGCACGUAUAUGCGUUUGGCUGCAGAAAUAACACAUAUAGUGCAUAUCGCCUGGCCUAUGAAUUUUAAAUUGCUCUUGUCGUCAUUUGAUGCAUCGUUAAGGACUAGGCAGAAUUUAAUCCAACUACCGUCGCAAGCAUACCGCCUCAAUCCUACGAAGAGAGCGAGGUUCCUGUUUAUCUCAUCGAUCUCUACCGUAGCUAAUUAUCAUGCUGUUACGGGAGAGUCAUUUGUACCCGAGUCUCGAGUGGAUGAUCUAAAUUGGAGCUUAGACCUCGGGUAUGCCAAGGCGAAACUCGUAUGCGGAAAAGUUGUCGAACGUACGGCUACCAAUCACCCUGAGAUCGAAAUAGGGCUUGUAAGGGUCGGUCAACUCGUUGGCGCAAGGAGUGGUUUUUGGAACUCCGAUGAACGCUUCGUCACGCUUACUCUAUCAUGGCUUCCAGUAGAUAUCGCGGUAGAAGCCUUAUCGGAAAUUACCUUUAGUAGCAGUCCUCUGCAUCUGGUAUAUCAUCUAGAGAAUCCAGUACGGCGGGGAUGGCAAGAAGUUGUCAAGUUACUCACUAAAGAGCUCGGCAUUCCCAGAAACUCCAUUAUCCCACUUCGACGAUGGUUAGAUCUCAAUACAUCUACGCUGAAUAAAGCGAACCCUACCGCGGGACUUUCUGACUUCAUUGAGAAAGAGUUCCCAAAGAUGUUGUGUGGAAAGAUAAUUCUGGAUACUUCCUUCUCCCGGGCCGUAUCGCCCACCAUGAGGAGGGUAGGUGCCGUAGAUGAUGACAAGAGCUUACGUACAUACGUAUCAUAUUGGAGGCGCAUCGGGAUUCUAAAGUAA